AUGCAACUGAAGGCGUGGUGGGGUGGGGCACGCUCACGCCGAUGGCUGCUGCCGCUGAUACCGGUGCUUCUGGUGCUCGUCACGCUGAUAUUCACGUGCGUGUUGUACUUCCCGGGCAUCACCCUCACCAUCGGCUGCGUGUCGCAGACGUUUUGCCUCCCGGAAGGCGCGGGGACUUUGGAGGCGUCUUCCACCGACAGCAAGUACGUGACCGCCUGCGAUGAAAUGGAGGCGGUGCUCUUUCCACCCGCGGCUGCUGGGGCGCAGAAGCCAACCGUGACACUGCAGCGUGACACAAUUGUCAUUUUUAUUGGCGAUAGCACUGCAAGGCAUGCAUUCUGGCGAACACUGAAUGACACUGAACGCUGUGCAGAGCCCUCUGCAGCGGAUCAGAUGCUCCGAGAGGCGCUCACCAGCUCUAUCCAUGAUGGCAUCUUCUUGAAGGACUACCACUGGCCAAUAUCGAAGGAGCGAGGAGUGGCGAGACUCCAUAUGGUUUAUCUGGUGAAACGUCACAUUCCGCGCCUACCAGAUCUGUUGCGUAGCGUCACGGGCAUCGUGGCACGCUUGAAUAGCGGCGUUUCGGCUGUUUCACCUCACAGAAGACGCGAGUCACACGUGUUGCUCUCGGUGCACAUGGGUGCAUGGGACGUGGUGCGACCAAACGCGGAGCUGGAUGGCCACAACUUCACCUAUAUCGACUGGCUGCAGCCGCCACCGCGACUCCCACUUCCACUGGAUCCCGCAUUGCGGCCGUUGCACGAACUGACGCAAGCACAAUUACUGGAGCGGUUUCGUGGCAUCUUGGCGGAUAAAGUCAUCGGGCUGCGUGAGGUAUUGACGACAAUGGCGCAGUCGAAUGCGCGGCGCCAGAGCAUGCUGACCUCGGCGACCACUGCAACGACUGCCCCUCUGUUUUUGCCGCAGGCUUACCGAAUUCUUUUCGUCUACCCUGUCCGGGUGAACUGCUCGGCGGAGCGGUUUUCACCGCGGCGCAAAAAUGAACACUACAGGCUAUUGAGUGGUGCCACGAGGUGCCGUCGUAUGCUACACCCUGCGUGGCGCGUCGUGCACGAUGUGCUUGAAGAUGAGGUGACGACUGCCAUGACGUCGUCUGCACAUGCAGCAAGCGGAGGCAUCGGCAUGAUACGAGCUCUGGACUCGGACAAGUUCCUCAUUAUAGAUCCGCAUGUCGUCAUAAAUGAGAAGGACGCAACGCGAAGGAAAUCAGGGUUUUGCACUCUUAGUGACGGUGUACACUUUGACGCCAACGCCACGGUGGGAUUAACCCACUGUGGCGCUGCACUGCAGAAGAAAUGGUGGGGGGCGAUGUCAGUUAGUUAA
Messenger RNA from Trypanosoma grayi, 1344 nucleotides. RefSeq lists its product as hypothetical. The record is from RefSeq and is a predicted model, not a curated record. The transcript has a single exon. NCBI's taxonomy places the organism in Eukaryota, Euglenozoa, Kinetoplastea, Trypanosomatida, Trypanosomatidae. Bases 1 to 1344 code for a protein of 447 amino acids.